Phytophthora nicotianae INRA-310 is the source of this 1410-nucleotide messenger RNA. RefSeq lists its product as hypothetical. Gene Ontology annotation, molecular function: ATP binding; ATP hydrolysis activity. Bases 1 to 1410 code for a protein of 469 amino acids. NCBI's taxonomy places the organism in Eukaryota, Oomycota, Peronosporomycetes, Peronosporales, Peronosporaceae. The record is from RefSeq and is a predicted model, not a curated record. The transcript has a single exon.
AUGCCGUCCAUCUUGUGGCUAAAGAACUAUCUACUCUCCAUGGAGAAGGUGCUGGGCAGCACGUUGACGAUCGUACUGGUAUCCCACGAUAGAUUCUUCCUGAAUGAGGUCGCUGAAGAAACGAUCCUAGUGCGCGGGCAAGACAAAAAGCUCGUGUAUGUUGAUGGUAACUACGACUCCUACGAAGAAGCCAUGGAUACGAAGAAGUUGUUCAACGAGAGACUGCAGCACAAGCUUGACCGAAAGACCGAGAAAAUGACCAAGAUGGUUGCGCGUAUCGCCCAGCAGGCGUCUAAGGGCAAGGACGACAAGAAAAAGCAAGUUGCGGCUGCGAAGAAGAAAAAGAUGGAGCGGAUUGGAAACGAGCGCAACGACAAGGCGCACCGCUUUAAACGGAGCCGCGACCGGCAAGGCUUCCAUUUUACAUUGCUUGACGGUGCAGAAGACACUGCACUUUACGAAACUUCGUACAACAGCAAGGCCUGGGAAGCGUUGACGACGCCACCCCCGCAGAUUCGAAACCUCACAAAGCUCGCACAAACCACUAUGCUUUCUCUGGAGAACGUAUCAUUUAGUUACAAAGCGGCGGCAGAGAUAUCCAACCAAAGAGAAAACUCCAGCUCACCUCCUCUCGCUAUCAAAAAUGUCACGUUAAAUGUGGCGUAUGGUGAAAAGGUGGUCUUUGUCAGUCGAAACGGAGCGGGUAAGACAACACUGAUGAAGAUUCUCAAUCGAGUUAUCAAACCGGAUGCUGGUAAGGUGCAGUAUUUCCAUGGAGCACGUGUGGGGACUCUAAUGCAGCAUCACGUGGAAGACUUGAAGCGACUGGAGUCUCGCAAUCUCACCGCAUUGGAGCUGCUAAUGAAGUCGAUCAGUAAGGAAGAAAAUUCGCCCGAGGUAUUGCUCGCAAACAAUGGAAAUUCCAAUGGAGGCACCACGUCACUUGAAACCAAGGUGCGUGUGCACUUAAACAAGUUUGGCAUCAGUGGUGAGACUGCUGUGUCCGUGCCGCUGGGAGGGUUGUCUGGUGGCCAACUUGUUCGCGUUGGUCUAGCCUGGGUAACAUUCCCGAAUCCACCCCAUGUGCUGCUACUGGAUGAGCCAACGAAUCAUCUCGACAUGACCACUAUUCAGAUGUUUGGUGAGGCCCUGCCCAAGUACCAAGGAGCGGUUGUGUUGAUUUCGCACGAUAUCCAUUUCCUCAACAUCCUAACGCGAGAACAAGGCGGCAAACGCCUCAACGAAAGUGAUAGCGAUGGCGACAAGGAUGAAUCGCACCCUUCACUUCCAGCACGCGUAUUCGAGGUCCGAAAGUCCAAGGGGAUCGUGUCUGUCCAUCAACUAGAGGGCGGUGUGGACGCUUACAGACGGAAGCAGGAACGGAUUAGCGCGUCGGUGGGGCGAGUGUAG